This is a messenger RNA of Phlebotomus argentipes, 2544 nucleotides long. RefSeq names its product U4/U6 small nuclear ribonucleoprotein Prp3 (gene Prp3). Gene Ontology annotation, cellular component: U4/U6 x U5 tri-snRNP complex. The record is from RefSeq and is a predicted model, not a curated record. Gene Ontology annotation, biological process: mRNA splicing, via spliceosome. The coding region runs from base 183 to 2042 and encodes 619 amino acids. The transcript is spliced from 2 exons. NCBI's taxonomy places the organism in Eukaryota, Metazoa, Arthropoda, Insecta, Diptera, Psychodidae.
AUGAUGACUGUCACAUGUGGUUUCAUGGUUCCCAAAUAUCGUGAUGCUUUUUAUUGCAAAGUGCAUUUCUUUUACUUAAAUUUCGCCGCGAAAUACUGAAUUGACAAUUGCAGAGCAGUGAUAAAACUGCAAUAGGCGCAACGAAGGAAAACGUUUAGUUGAAGUCGUUGAAGUCAUCCAGAAUGUCUUAUCUGUCGCGCAAGGAGCUUAGCGAAGUACAGCCGGAUCUGGAGAGAGUGGUGACAAAUGUUCUAGGUGGCACCAGCUCCAGUGUGCUACAAAUUCUUCAAUCAUCAUUGCACAGUGGCUACGAUCGACGGAAGACGAGCGAAAAGCUGUCAAGUGUGCUGGACGGGAAGAGUUCCGGCCGACUUCUGGAGAAGGUAGAGCAUUGGCUGGUGGAAUAUCAGAGUGCUCAGAAGGGGAGGAAACGCCACCACGAAGAGGAUGUGCGAGAGAGAGAGACAAAAAAGGGGAGAAUGCACGGCGCGGAAGCUGCUAAUCAGGGUGCCGCUGAAGAGGGAAAAUUGACCACAGAUCGCAUCAAACAGAUGAUGCUAAAUGCCCAGCGUGAGAUUGAGGAGAGGAAGAAAGCAUUGAAGUCUGACGCGGAGCCGAAAGUGACGCAAACGGUGUUGCCGACAAUGGGAAAUACGCCGGAAGAUAUCGAGAGAGCACGUAAAAUUGCGAAUUUGCAGGCUCAGAUCAAGGCGAAGCUGUCCGGCUCCUUGGCAAAGAUCAUCACGCCGGUGAGUGAGAGACCGAAACCACUGAUUUUAGACUCUGAGGGUAGGACAGUGGACAAGAGUGGGCGUGAAGUUAAUAUUCCCACGCUGGCGCCGACACUGAAGGCCAAUAUUCGGGCGAAGAAGAGAGAAGUGUUCAACAAGGCACAGUUGACGGAUCGCCAGGCGGAAGAGGGUCAGGAGACGAUGUUCUUCGAUGAUCGCAUUAAUUUAAAGGCCCCACUGAGAAAUAAGAGAUCGUUGCGUUUCCACGAACCGGGCAAAUUUCAGCAGAUGGCCGAAAAGAUGCGUAUGAAGAAGCAACUGGAGAAACUGCAGAAUGAAAUAAGUCAAAUUGCCCGGCGCACGGGCAUCAGUUCGGCCACAAAACUCGCUCUGAUCGCCCCUAAGCAGGACAAUUACUCAGACGACGUCCCACAAAUGGAGUGGUGGGACUCGGUCAUCCUCAGUGAUGAUCUCAACACGCUCAAGGAUGGCCGAAUAUCGAUCCGGGAGUCAGCUAUCACGAAUCUUAUAGAGCAUCCCACGCAGAUCAAGCCGCCGAGUGAACCUAUGAAGGCUGUUUACAUGCCAGUGUUUCUCACGAAGAAGGAGAGGAAGAAGUUGCGCCGUCAGAACCGGCGUGAGGCGUGGAAGGAGGAACAAGAGAAGAUUCGCUUAGGAUUGAGUGCUCCGCCAGAGCCGAAGCUACGCAUAUCGAAUUUAAUGCGUGUGUUGGGCACAGAAGCUGUGCAGGAUCCGACAAAAAUUGAGUCGCACGUGCGUGAGCAGAUGGCGAAGCGUCAGAAGGCGCACGAGGAGGCCAAUGCGGCCAGAAAGUUGACGGCUGAACAAAAGCGUGAGAAAAAAAUACGCAAGAUCAAGGAGGAUACGAGCCUGGGUGUUCAUGUGUCUGUCUAUCGUGUGCGUGAUUUGCACGACAAUCUGAGCAAGAAAUUCAAGGUAGAGACGAAUGCCAAGCAGCUGCACAUGACAGGCGUGAUUGUGCUCUUCCGUGACUGCUGUGUGGUGGUGAUUGAGGGUGGGCCGAAGCAGCAGAAGAAGUUCCGGCGACUCAUGCUUAGUCGCAUCAAAUGGGAGGAGGACAACGUAAAGAAUGCUGACGGCAACGAGGUGCCCAACUCGUGCGCACUCGUGUGGGAAGGCACGAGCCAGCGACGCCACUUUGGCGAGAUAAAGUUCAAGAGCUUCCCCAUGGAGAAGAUGGCCAGGGAGUUCUUUCAGAAGUACUUAGUCGAACAGUACUGGGAUUUGGCGUACUCUGGCGCUGUGCUGGAAGCCUCCGAAGACACAUAAACGAUCGUAAAUUUACCCCUUAAACAUAUUAAAAAUUGUGCUGAAUUAUUUUUUUUAUUAUUUAUGACUCCUCUGUUAUUGACGGAUUCAGUUCUGGAAAAAAAAAUGGGGGUAAAUGAAUGAUAAAUCAGCUGAUCAGACAUUAUAAGCGCGAUUUUCUCGAAAAAUAAAGUUUCCAUGAGGAUUUUCAGCCGCUCUUGGUACAGUAUGGCAGUUCGUAUGUGUUUCUUUUAUGUUUCAUCUAUAUUUAUUUUGAGUUUUAUUCGUGUUUUGAUUGAGUUUUAUUUAUGUUUUAUUCCUAUGCUUCUGAUGGACCCUUCGUAGCCAAAAUCGAAUUCAGUGGAACCUCAUACCAAUUUUUAUUAAUUUUUUCUCUCAAAAUUAGGUAUAUUAAUGAUAAUUGUAGUACCAUUUCUAAAUUUAGAAAUGAGAUUUCCUUGUGAAAAUCAAAAUUAUAACUUCUUCUUACGAUCGUUAAAUUUAUUUAAAUAAAGUUCCUUGC